AUGAGAAAGACCAGCAAAUCACGUCAAGAUGCGCCGGUGCGAGGGCACGACAAUGGAAUCUACAGAAUAGUAGUUGCGGGAGGCGGUGGUGUAGGAAAAUCCUGUUUUGUCAUCCAGGCGGUACUGGACCACUACGUGGAUGAAUACGACCCUACAAUCGAAGAUUCCUAUCGCAGGGUGGUGAUCAUCGAUGAGCGACCGGCUCAGCUCGAGAUCCUGGAUACAGCGGGACAAGAAGAAUAUGCUUCAAUGCGGGAGCAAUGGAUGCGAGAAUGUGAAGGCCUCAUAUUGAUGUACAGUAUCACAUCGAGGCCGUCGUUAGAAGGCUAUUUGAACGAAGAGACUGGCGCUCUCACGAACGGAGUACGGGUUUUCCACUCUCAGAUUCUUCGAGUCAAGGAUCGCGACCGGUUUCCUAUCGUCAUGGUGGGCCACAAAUGUGAUUUAGCGCACUCGGAAAGACAAGUUUCUAUGAAUGAAGGACGCCAGCUGGCAGAGGAACUUGGCUGUACAUUCCAUGAAGCUUCUGCCAAAUCGAGAAUCAAUGUCGACAAUGUCAUCUAUGAUCUAGUUCGCCAAAUCCGUCGCGAACGUACCACAGCUGUCACACAACCCAUUUCUGACAAAUUGUUGGUUCCUGAACCUUUUCACAGACGGUCUCGCUCCACUGGGACUAUUUUGGACAAAUUCAGCCUUGUUGCUUCGCUCUAUCGCCGGUUCCAAGGUGUCAAGGUUGACAUCAGACAGGAGUACAAAGGAAACGUCGCCCAUCAGCAAGCUCUCAAUUCCGUCCUCAUACAAGCUUGUAGGUUAGCUGAUGCCAGAGGAGUGAAAAAAUGCCUGGCAAAUGGCGCUGACCCAAAAGCCCAGCCUGGCGCUGACGGCAAUGCACUACAUGCCUCUGCAGCUCUUGGACACGGCAAGAUUGUUUCGAUCUUACUGGAUCAUCACGCCUCACCAAAUGCAAAAGGGCCCCGAGGAGUGACUGCUCUUCAGCUAUCCUCGGCCGAAGGCCAUUCCAAAGUGGUGAAGCUUCUCCUUGGAGGCGGAGCUAAAGUGGACGAGUCAAGUCCUUCUCAUGGAACAUCGCUCAUUGCAGCGACCUCGCGAGGAAGAUGCAAGGUCGCAGAAAUUCUGAUUAAACACGGCGCGAACGUGAGUACUCGAGGUGGCCAGUAUGGGAAUGCGUUACAUACCGCUGUUUUCAUCGGGAGCCUGGAAAUUGCAACACUGCUGCUUGACAAUGGCGCCAGUGUUCACGAGCGAGGGGCUGGAGGUUCUACUGCUCUUCAAACUGCGUGCAGCGCAAAACACGCCGCCAUUGUACACUUGUUGCUCGACCGUGGUGCCGACCCUAAUGCGUCCGGCGGAAAGCUCGGCUGCCCCCUCGAGGUAGCAAGCGAAACGUCCCGGUCUGACAUCUAUGACAUCUUGAUCGCUUUUGGGGCAGACCCUUCGCGAUGCGCACCGCACCGCGACACAAACAAGAUGACUAUCGAGAGAGAGAUCACUCAAGUGAUGGUGGAUCCGCAAUGCCCGAGUCCUCUGGACCCCGUUCCUACCACACCUCCCGUCGCUAACAGAGAAAGCGAUGUCGCCGUACAUACCGGCACGAGCAUAAACUACGUGGCUGAACGGUCACCUCACAUCACAGUGACAUCCCCUCGCCUUCCGAGCGCGAAGCCGCGACUAUCCCACGCACAGUACACCAUCGGUAUUGUUUGCCCAAUGUCCAUCGAACUGGUCUCAGUGGAGGCCAUGCUAGAUCAAUCUCAUCAUGAUUUACCUACCAUCAAUCGAGGGCAGAAUGCAUAUUCACUGGGCUCCGUUGGUCAGCACAACGUCGUGAUCACCGUCAUGCCCGAAAUCGGUAACAACCAUGCCGCGAUUGUGGGCACACAAAUGAAAAACGACUUUCCGAGGCUUGAAUUCGCACUUCUUGUGGGGAUUGGCGGUGGUAUCCCUGGAGACGCUGAUGUCAGACUUGGCGAUGUGGUCGUGAGCAAACCAGAACGCUCAUUUGGCGGUGUCAUACAGUACGACAUGGGCAAAUACGUGAGUUCUGGCGCUUUUGAGAGAACAGGGCACCUGCGCAAGCCGCCUCCCAUACUCAGCGCCCAUGUCGAAAGGUUAAGAGCUCGACAAAUGUUGGUUGGUAAUGAGAUCAACGAGCACCUCUCUAAAAUCCUGUUCAAAUAUCCCAAUAUGACAGAAGCGCAACUCGUUCCUCAGAACCCACGGGAAAAUCCUAAACCACAAGUUCAUUACGGCACGAUUGGGUCAGCGAACGCAUUGAUCAAGGACAGCGUCAUGCGAAAUCAGCUAAAGAGGGACUCAAGCAUGAUAUGCGUGGUUGAGAUGGAGGCAGCGGGGCUGAUGGAGAGUAUCCCAUGUCUCGUUAUACGUGGAAUCUCCGACUAUGCUGAUUCGCAUAAAAACAAGAUCUGGCAAUCAUAUGCAGCGGCAGUCGCAGCGGCGUACAUGAAAGAACUAUUGCUGAUGAUUCCACCCAUGGACGCUGGUUGA
This is a messenger RNA of Exophiala aquamarina CBS 119918, 2526 nucleotides long. RefSeq lists its product as uncharacterized. Gene Ontology annotation, molecular function: GTPase activity; GTP binding; protein binding. The transcript has 3 exons. The record is from RefSeq and is a predicted model, not a curated record. The coding region runs from base 1 to 2526 and encodes 841 amino acids. Gene Ontology annotation, biological process: nucleoside metabolic process. NCBI's taxonomy places the organism in Eukaryota, Fungi, Ascomycota, Eurotiomycetes, Chaetothyriales, Herpotrichiellaceae.